UUUUUCCUCAUUUCUCAAACUCUAUUCUAUUGAUUCUUCUUCAUGCUUGUUCAAGCUUUUAGAUCUAGGGUUUCUGAUCAGUUUCGAAAGUAGCUUCAUUUCUUCCGGAAUCAGCGAAACAGCUUGUUGAAAGGAUUUUAUUCGGCUGUCGAUUAGGGCUUUUUUAGUUUCUCUCUCCCAUCCUUCAAUGGCGAUCAUCGGAGACGCUCUGCGUCAGGCGUUUAUGCCAAAACAAGAGUACGAGAGCCUUAGGGAGGAAGAUAGAGCGUGGAUUAAGCUCCAGAGGCCGACACUAAUGUCGAUCGUUGCUUUCCUUUGCUUUGUCAUCUUCACUUGCACUAUCGUCAGCUUGAAAAUUGUGUUUCCUUCGAAUGUUCUGAGGAGGCCAUUCUGCAGCGACAGGAAGCUACAGCCUUUGCCUAUCUAUGGCAAAGCUCGUGACUCCGAUCUGUUUCCGGGUGCUUUUUACUUGACGGAUCAAGAAACUGUGGAUUUCUACUGGAUGGUCGUUUUCGUUCCGUCGACAAUAAUCUUCCUUGUAUCAUCCGUUUAUCUUGUAGCAGGAAUUUUUGUGGCUUAUUCCGCUCCUCACCGUCAUGGGUUUCUAAAUGUCGUUGAAAAUAACUACUGUGCUUCAAGAAGAGGUGGGGUUCGUUGCUUGUCAAUUCUAAAUGUUGUGUUUGCUAUCAUAUAUGGUCUCCUCGCUAUAUUUCUCGGCUCCAGCCUCCUGACACUAGGAAGCAGUUGUUCUGUGCCAUUGUUUUGGUGCUAUGAGAUAUCUUCAUGGGGUUUGGUAAUCUUGUAUGCUGGAACUGCUUUCUCCCUUAGAAGAAGAGCUGCUUUAGCUAUUGACCAAGGAGAGUUUGGGAACAGAAGCCAUCAGGGCUUGGAGAUGCUCGAAGCCAAUCCUUUGGAAUUCACACCAGAUGUGGAAAGACGAGUGAACGAGGGGUUUAAAGCAUGGAUGGGUCCAUCUUUGUUAUCAUCUGAUGAAGAAGACGAACCCGAGUUUUACAAUGAAGAGCCCGAUGUAACUCAUGCGACACUUUCUAGUAGGCAAAGAUCUUGAUUCUUGGAAAGCAGAAUUUGAAGUAUGACACUUAUGUAAACCUCCAAAGAUGGGUUGCUUCAGAGAUUGGGCUCACCAAAUUGUUGCAUAUCGGGUUCCUCUCAUGUCUCUGCUUUUUUUUGCUGAUGCUGUUUUAUGGACGGAUCAUGAGAAGAUUGGAUCCGGAAGAUAAAUCAUACCUGUUAGGACUGUCCCGGUUGUAGAUAUACAUACAGUGGAAUCAAAAUUGGGU
Eutrema salsugineum is the source of this 1301-nucleotide messenger RNA. RefSeq lists its product as uncharacterized. The transcript has 3 exons. Bases 188 to 1069 code for a protein of 293 amino acids. NCBI's taxonomy places the organism in Eukaryota, Viridiplantae, Streptophyta, Magnoliopsida, Brassicales, Brassicaceae. The record is from RefSeq and is a predicted model, not a curated record.